CUACACUACCAGUCUACUCCAGCGUGUAACUGUAACGCCCACGGCUCUCGGGAAGCGGGAAUGGUGCUCGUCGGACUCUUCAUAUCGGCGACGAAGCUCGCCGGAGUCCUCGUGACGCUCUCGGUCGCCGCCAACGCUUUUUCCUACAACCGUUACCGCAAGAAGAAUCUCAAGCCUUUCGAUUCUCCCAUUGACGAGUCCUCCGAUACUCUCGCCGUCUUCGACGUUAAUCCUGCCGAAGGUGAGAAAGGGUUCUUCUUCGGAUUGGCAACUGCACCAGCACAUGUGGAAGACAGGCUUAAUGAUGCUUGGCUCCAGUUUGCUGAAGAGACUCCUUGUGAACAAUCAAAAUCAAAUAAUGAAUCCCAACUAGCAGAUGCACUAUUGGCCUCUGCUACAGGUGAUGGUGGCACCCAACAAGCUUCAGUACUACCUAGAGCAGCUUCUCAGACCAUAAAAAGAAGGAAGUCACUUAAGAUAGCUAUGGAGGCAAAAAUUAGAGGAUUUGAGAAGUACAUAGAAGUAGAAGAAUCUGUGCCUGCCGAGGCAUGUCAUCAUACUGUUGCUGCCUGGCAUAAUGUUCCACACCCGGAGGAAAGGCUAAGGUUUUGGUCUGAUCCUGAUACAGAAUUGAAGCUGGCAAAGGAUACUGGAGUCCAAGUGUUUAGGAUGGGAAUUGAUUGGUCAAGAAUUAUGCCUGAAGAGCCCAAGAAUGGUCUAAAAGAAUCUGUCAACUAUGCAGCUUUGGAGAGAUAUAAAUGGAUUGUAAAUAGGGUGCGAUUUUAUGGGAUGAAGGUAAUGCUGACAUUAUUCCAUCACUCGCUUCCACCAUGGGCUGGAGAAUAUGGGGGGUGGAAGAUGGAAAAGACCAUUGACUACUUCUUGGAAUUUACCAGGCUUGUUGUUGACUCUGUAUCAGAUGUUGUGGACUACUGGGUAACAUUCAAUGAGCCUCAUGUGUUCUGUAUGCUCACUUAUUGUGCUGGUGCUUGGCCUGGUGGUAAUCCUGAUAUGCUGGAGGUUGCUACUUCUGCUUUACCCACUGGUGUUUUCAAUCAAGCCAUGCACUUGAUGGCAAUUGCACACUCAAAGGCCUACGAUUACAUCCAUGAAAGGAGAGGAUCUGGAACACUAGUGGGAGUCGCACACCAUGUCUCAUUUAUGCGUCCAUAUGGACUUUUUGACAUUGCUGCUGUCUCAGUUGCUAAUUCCUUGACUCUUUAUCCUUAUCUGGAUGCUAUUUCUGAGAAGCUGGAUUAUAUUGGGAUAAAUUACUAUGGACAGGUAAUGCCCUAUAGUUACCUAGAAACCCUGACAUUUCUCCAAUUUGGGCCAGUGGGUACUAAGUUGAUUUUUUUUUCCCCUUUUAAUUUCCAGGAAGUUGUAUGUGGUGCUGGACUGAAGCUUGUGGAAACUGAUGAGUACAGUGAAUCGGGCCGGGGGAUUUAUCCUGAUGGCUUGUAUAGGGUUUUGCUUCAAUUCCAUGAAAGAUACAAACAUCUUAAUGUGCCUUUCAUAAUCUCGGAGAAUGGUGUUUCUGAUGGAACAGAUGUAAUUAGACGACCAUAUAUGUUGGAACAUCUGUUGGCAGUUUUUGCGGCCACUCUAGCAGGUGUCCCAAUACUUGGUUACUUGUUUUGGACAAUUUCUGAUAACUGGGAGUGGGCUGAUGGCUAUGGUCCGAAAUUUGGACUUGUAGCAGUUGACCGUUCCAACAAUCUUGCCAGGAUUCCACGCCCUUCAUACCAUCUGUUUUCCAAGGUUGUCACAUCAGGUAAAAUCACACGGCAGGAUAGAGAGAAUGCUUGGAAUGAACUUCAAAUUGCAGUAAAAGAGAAAAAAACAAGGCCAUUUUAUCGCUCUGUGAACAAACAUGGUUUAAUGUAUGCAGGAGGUCUUGAUGAGCCUAUAUGGCGACCAUAUAUUGAACGCGAUUGGCGAUUUGGACACUAUGAAAUGGAAGGUCUACAAGAUCCAUUGAGCCGAUUUUCACGAUACAUUCUCCGGCCCUUCUCAAUCAAGAAGAAAUCUAAAUCCAAGACAGUGAAUGAGGAAGCCACUCUUGAGCCUCUAAUGCAGAGCCUUUGAUGCUCCUGCAAGAAAUUAUUAUGAAAAUUCCAUCACAUUUCUUCCGGUGAAGUUAGAGCAAGGAAUGAGACUUGGUGAAUUUACUGUUCUUCUAGUCACCGCUGGAAAGAUGUCGUUCAAGAUAUAGUCAGAAAUGUCCCUGGAUGGAGAAGGGUUGAAUGUAUUAUGGAAUCAGUAAAUGGAAAACAUGAUGAUAUUCAUAUUCUGUCAGAUUGUAUAUAGCUUCGAACUGCGAUUAUCAACUCUGUAUCUUGCAUUGUUAUUCGGCAUCAGAAAAAAUCAACUGUAAUUUACUCGCA
This is a messenger RNA of Ipomoea triloba (trilobed morning glory), 2387 nucleotides long. RefSeq names its product beta-glucosidase-like SFR2, chloroplastic. Gene Ontology annotation, molecular function: beta-glucosidase activity. The coding region runs from base 61 to 2088 and encodes 675 amino acids. NCBI's taxonomy places the organism in Eukaryota, Viridiplantae, Streptophyta, Magnoliopsida, Solanales, Convolvulaceae. Gene Ontology annotation, biological process: carbohydrate metabolic process. The transcript is spliced from 10 exons. The record is from RefSeq and is a predicted model, not a curated record.